GGCGUCCUCUCCCUCUCGAGUGGGAUGUGCGGGGGAGAACAUAUAAAGAGAUCGGAGAGUACAGCUCAAAUUUCUCAAGAGAGCUCGGAUUACUUGUUCGACAGUACACAGAUCCGGACUGUCCUCAAUGGUCAAAAGUACCAAAUGCCUCGAAAGAAAGAAUACUUGCACAUUUGGAAGAUGAUUUGUUUGAUAUUGGGCGUACUAGAUAUGGAGAAGGGCAUAUGCCUGGGAUCUUGAGAGGCAUUGAUACUUCGUGUGCUAAAAAGUAUUCUGACUGGAAGUACGAUAUUAAAGAGCACUUAACGAUUAAUGGGCCACAAAAUCGUUAUGGUGGUUGCACGGAUACGCAGUGGCAAAAAGCAAUUGAUUUUUUCCGUCGCCCAGAAAUUACGAAACGUUCUGUGGUCAACAAGGAAAAUAGAAAGAAAUUGAAAGAGCUUAGCUAUGGAGGUUCUCAGUCAAUCCCAGCCUUACGCUAUAAAAAGCGCAAUUUAGAGACUGGGCAACUUGAGUCCAUCCCGGAUAGCUGGAUGGAUACUCACCAUAAAUCAGGCACAGGGUGGGUGACAGAGACAGCAAAAAAUACUUGGGAGGAAUUGCGUGCAUACCGCGACACACAGCAGACACAGGCAACUGAUACUGAGAGUUCCACACCAGUUUCGAGUGCGCCUGAAGAUGAAGACAUAUCUUUGGUACAAAAUGUCUUCGGAAAACGACGGGGCCACCAGAAAGGAUAUGGACGUAUCCUUAACAUAAGGGACCGAACUCCAUUUGAUUUUCGUCCUUCACAAACUAGAGAUGAAGAGUUGUCUGAGAUGAGAGAGCGUCUUCGACAGUUAGAGGAGCAUGUCCGGACUCAUUGUAUCACCCCGGGAUCUCAAUCUGCCCCACCACCACCACCCGAUGAUCCUGAUGUUGGAGCACCGACUCAGUAGGACUUAUGUAUGAAUUUUAUUACAAUUGACUAUUACAUUAUCAUGUUUAAGACAAGUCUUUAUUUUAAUUCAACGAAUACACUCUUAUGUUUUUAUUUAUAUCUUUAAUAUAAGUGUUUUAAUUUUA
Humulus lupulus (European hop) is the source of this 1065-nucleotide messenger RNA. RefSeq lists its product as uncharacterized. The record is from RefSeq and is a predicted model, not a curated record. The transcript has 5 exons. NCBI's taxonomy places the organism in Eukaryota, Viridiplantae, Streptophyta, Magnoliopsida, Rosales, Cannabaceae. Bases 225 to 938 code for a protein of 237 amino acids.